CACGUCUUGAGGGCACUCCAAGACUGGCAGAGUUGAAUGCAAAGACGAAGAACAGGAGAAGCACUGAUGCCGCCUUUAGAGUUGAGCUCAGUAACAUCAGAAUUUUAGAGCUGUGCUGCUGAUAUCCCACGUAACCGGCACUAUUUUACUGUUUUCUCUACAUUCAUAAGAACGUCAAUCUCUGGUCAUCAAAGGAUGCAUAUUCAUGUCUAAAAACCCGAUUACAUGGAUUUUCUUCCGCUGUCCGGCUAUUUUGUUAAAUUUGUUCUAUAGAGUGCCAGUUGCGAAGGAGUCUUAGCGAAUUGUGUUCUUUUUUCCGUUUCGAAAUAAAACGCGUUUUCAGCAGAAGAGCGCCCAACAGCAUCGGAUUCUCCUCACAUUAGUGCCUGUGGAUUUCUCACUUGUUAUAACGAGAUUUGGACUGCUGAACUCUUUUUGCAUCGCAAUGGAUACAUCUAUGUGGACUUAUAUAUUUAGUCUUUUCGUGGUUGCUUGUCGAGUAAAAUUGGCUCGAUCAACAGUUUUAGAAUCAAUAUACUGGAAUACUUCGAACACCAAGUUUGUUCCAGGAAGGGGUGUAGUGCUAUACCCUCAGAUCGGAGACAAAAUGGACAUUGUGUGUCCAAGAAUCAAGGCAGGCUCCACCGAGCAGAUGAACAUUGAAUACUUCCGGGUCUAUCUUGUUCCCAAAGAACAAUUGGAGACCUGUAGUGUUACUAAAAGCGACAUGUUACUGCUCAACUGUGACAAGCCGGACCAGGACGUGAAGUUCACCUUCAAGUUUCAAGAGUUCAGCCCCAACCUGUGGGGCUUGGAGUUCUUCAAAGGAAAGGACUAUCACAUCAUCUCCACAUCCAACAGCACGUUUGAAGGUUUGGACAACCAUGAUGGCGGUGUUUGUAAGACCAAAGCCAUGAAGCUGGUUCUGAGAGUUGGACAGAGUCCAACAGAUUCAAUCUCAGCAAAACAUCAUCCCACAAGACAUCCUCCGAAAUACCCUGACAAUAAGGACCAAAACACCUUCAGCAAAGAGAAUGACGUCGUCAGCAAAAUUGACUCUAUGCAGAAUGGUGAGUCCGGAGGGAAGAGCGGAGAGUCUGUGGGAUCUGCUGGAUCGGAAGUAGCCCUGUUUGCUGGUGUUGCAUCCGGUGCCGUCAUCUUCAUCAUCAUCAUCAUCGCUCUUGUAGCACUCCUUCAUCGGCGUCAUCAGAAACACUCCGCGCAGUGCUCUGCCCAGUUGCCGUUAAACACGCUGCCCAAACGUGGAAGCGCCGCAAGUGGCGGGAGCAACAAUAACGGCUCUGAGCCGAGUGACAUCAUCUUUCCAUUGCGGACCUCAGGAAGCAUGUACUGUCCGCACUACGAGAAGGUCAGUGGUGACUACGGACACCCUGUCUACAUCGUCCAAGAAAUGCCACCACAAAAUCCUGCAAACAUCUACUACAAAGUUUGACAGAGCAUGGACAAGCUACGGACA
Molecule: messenger RNA, 1477 nt
Organism: Rhinichthys klamathensis goyatoka
Lineage: Eukaryota; Metazoa; Chordata; Actinopteri; Cypriniformes; Leuciscidae
Gene: efnb2b
Product: ephrin-B2b
Exons: 5
Coding region: 446-1453 (335 amino acids)
Biological process (GO): ephrin receptor signaling pathway; blood vessel morphogenesis; axon guidance
Cellular component (GO): plasma membrane
Molecular function (GO): ephrin receptor binding
Source: RefSeq, a predicted model, not a curated record